CGAUAAGAUGAUACAUGUCUCCUAGAGUUGAUUACAUAAUCCUUGCUCUUUCCUUUCUGCCCACUUCAACGCGCUGUUCAUUCGACCAUGACUGAAUCAAAACAACACAGAAAUAGUGAAUUUUCCUCUCAGCCUCCUUCUACCCAGCCUCAACAAGCUCUGCCUGGUGCAAAUACCGUAUAUGACACAAGCCCUUCGCCUACUGAAGUGAUGAAACAUAAGCUUACUAGUCCCAACGGCAAAUCAAAAGAACCGCCAGAAUUUCGUCGAGUCAAUAGUGAUCUUGAAGGUGGAAAUGUAAUGCCUCGAUCAUAUUCAAAAAAGCUUGGUCGCCUUUCAAAGCUAUCUUCGAUCUUUUCUACCAACUCCCUCACUCCCUCAACUCCCCGUAAAGGUUCGGACGCUACCCUUGUCGGAGAUGAUUCCGGAGAACAGGACAAAUAUACCUCAUUCAAAGGGAAUCAAACCCGCAGACGACUUUCACUCAAAUCGGGCAUACCUUCUGUUCCAGUUCUCUCUGUUCUUCAAAAAGUUUCUUCUCAAACUGUCGAAGGCUUUGCUAUCGUUCGGCGCACCAUCACACAGAAUUUCAUCUCAACUCGCUGCUGCUACUGAAAUCCUCGGAGCUGAAGCCGAGUUUGUACACCUUCCCAAUAUCAUCAUUGCAUCAAUGAAAAGUAGUCCCAAUUCUCCUUCUGCAAGAACUUACUUCGUGCGCGCGACUGGAGCCGUAGCACUUACUUCACUCCAUCAAGUACAUAUAAUUUAUCGAGACGUCCUCCAUGACAAGAUUGGCGCGGAAGAAGGAACUCAAGCUCUCAGGAAACUUCUCCGAGAACAUCCUAUCUAUCCGCUUUACUUUCGUUGCAUCUUGGCUUUCUUCGGGGCAUCUACGAUCUGUGCUACAUCUUUCGGCGGUUCCUUCCUUGAUAUUUGGAUCAGUGGAUUUUGCGCCUGUGUUUUACAGUACCUAGGUCUAAAUGCUGCUCACAAAAGUGCCAUGUAUGCGAAUGUUUAUGAGAUCUCCGUUUCUAUCAUUGUCGCAUUUGUCGCAAGGGCUCUGAGUAACAUUCCUGGAAACUGGUUCUGCUAUAGUGCCAUCUCAUCCGCUGGUGUGGUCCUUAUUCUGCCCGGCUUUACAAUUUUGGUCAGCGCGUUGGAACUCAUGUCCAAAAAUCUGUUUUGCGGCUCCGUUAGAAUCGUAUAUGCAGUGAUAUACACAUUAUUUUUAGGGUUUGGAUUGACCAUCGGCUCCGACUUCUAUCUGGUGGUGGAUCGUCGCGCUCGGAAAGCUUAUUAUGCAAAUAGCACCCCCACUAACUUGACUUACACUCACGGACGAUUCGUGAUGGCCAAUGGGAGCAUUCCUUUCAUCCCCAUCCAAGGAGUACUUGGUCAAGCCAAUGCCUUGAAUUACGAGCAACAACACCUUGUUAAGGGUUGUUUUAGAGAUCCGUCAUGGCAGUGGUUCAGGCAGCCAUUUCCCUGGUGGACAUUGCUUUUACUGGUCCCGCUGUACUCCACACUUUCGUCUUUGGGAAACCUCCAGCGACUCCGAAGCGUUCAACUUCCGGUCAUGGUCCUCUUCUCCUGUUGUUCCUAUGCUGCGAAUAAAGGAGCUAGUGUCGUGCUCCCUGGAAGGACUGACAUUGUAUCUGCCGUGGGCGCAUUCGUGAUUGGAUUGCUUGGGAACCUCUACUCUCGAGUGAUAGGAGGUACUGCAUUCACAUCGAUGGUAACCGGUGUACUGUACCUCGUUCCAUCUGGUAUUGCUCAAGGCGGAGGUGUCACUCAAACCUAUCGAAGCAGUGCCGACCAGUACAGCAGUGGGUUUUCGCUUGCCUUGCGCAUGAUUUCGGUUGCGUCUGGCGUAACAAUUGGGCUUUUUGUGAGCCAACUGUUAGUCUAUCUGUUUGGGACGCGGAAGAAUGCCGCACAUUUCGCAUUUUGAGCCUUACUAAUCAGGGUUUCGCAAAAUUUGGGCAACGACUUACGGAAAUGUCCCCAGCUAUGACAGAUAACAUCAGUC
Lentinula edodes (shiitake mushroom) is the source of this 2029-nucleotide messenger RNA. RefSeq lists its product as uncharacterized. NCBI's taxonomy places the organism in Eukaryota, Fungi, Basidiomycota, Agaricomycetes, Agaricales, Omphalotaceae. The record is from RefSeq and is a predicted model, not a curated record. Gene Ontology annotation, biological process: transmembrane transport. The coding region runs from base 419 to 1951 and encodes 510 amino acids. Gene Ontology annotation, molecular function: transmembrane transporter activity. The transcript has 8 exons.